Molecule: messenger RNA, 651 nt
Organism: Dibothriocephalus latus
Lineage: Eukaryota; Metazoa; Platyhelminthes; Cestoda; Diphyllobothriidea; Diphyllobothriidae
Source: the annotation of a GenBank genome assembly
AUUGCAGCAAAUCUGCUCCUCUUCAUGGAGGAAGAAGCCGCCUUCUGGAUGAUGUGCUCCAUAAUUGAGGACAUCCUGCCGCCCUCCUACUUCUCUGCGGACAGUCUGAUGGGUGUGCAGGCCGACCAGCGCGUCCUCGGUGAACUCAUCUCUGUCUUUAUGCCCCGCCUUGAAGGCAUCAUUCAGGAGCACGAAGUCGACCUGGCCCUCAUUACUCUCGGCUGGUUCUUGACCCUGUUCUCUGGUGUUUUGUCAAUGCGCAUCAUGCUUCGGGUCUGGGACUUACUCUUCUAUGAAGGCUCAACGGUGCUCUUCCGCGUGGCUUUGGCGAUACUAAAACUAAAUGAAGAAGUAUUGCUUGAAACCAAAAAUACAGCGAGUUUCUUUAACGCCGUCUCCGCGGCUCCGGCAUCUAUUACCGAUGUGGCCGAGCUGUGUAAGGUCGCAUACUCCUUUGAGGAUGAGUAUCUUGACCAGACUUAUAUUGAUGGCCUGCGAAGGCAUCAUCUCUCGCAGCUACUGGUGGAAAUAAGCUCUACACAGUGUCUUGCUCCCGUGAAGCCUUUGCCUAAACAGGUAAGCUUGCAGCACGCAUAUUCCUUUUUCACCCGCCGGCUCAUAUGUGCAAUUUGGGUCCCAUUCUGUUUCUGA